Molecule: messenger RNA, 2226 nt
Organism: Saprolegnia parasitica CBS 223.65
Lineage: Eukaryota; Oomycota; Saprolegniomycetes; Saprolegniales; Saprolegniaceae
Exons: 6
Coding region: 27-1838 (603 amino acids)
Biological process (GO): threonyl-tRNA aminoacylation
Cellular component (GO): mitochondrion; cytoplasm
Molecular function (GO): threonine-tRNA ligase activity; ATP binding
Source: RefSeq, a predicted model, not a curated record
AGUUGUGUUCCUGUGGUGGACGGAAGAUGCUGCGCUCUCUGCAUGGCCGGCCACUGUGGCGCCGCCCGAGCAGCUUCAUGCGUACGGUACGGUGCAUGAGCCAUGCGGCGACACGCCUCGAGAAGUGGAACGCGGAGCUCGCGCGCCAGGCGCGGGCGGCGACGGGCGCGACCCCGCCGGCGACGGUGCAGCUGGUCGUGCCCUCGGUCACGACGCCGUAUUCGCCGACGAUGGCAGCCACGCCGCUGCAAGCGAUGCAGCAGUUCACGCAAGCGACCGGCGCCAAGAUCCCGCCCGUGGUUGGCGCGACGAUCUCAACCAAGACGGACGAACAGAUUGUGUGGGACCUCUCGCGGCCGCUCCCCGAGACGACGACGCACGUCGCCUUGCAUGACUUUGACGACAAGCGGAUGGAGGCCAUGUUCUGGCACUCGUCGGCGCACGUGCUCGGCGCUGCGCUCGAGGCCAAGUUUGGCGACGACGUGCUCUUGUGCGAUGGCCCGUCGCUGCCCGACGGCUUCUUCUACGAGAUGUACCUGCCGUCUGGCCGCACGCUCUCGGAGCAUGACUUUAGCGACAUUGAAGCAGAGAUGGCCAAAAUCAUCAAGGCGCGGGCGCCGUUCGAGCGACUGCAAGUGACGCGCGACGUGGCCAAAGACAUGUUUGGCUACUCCAAGUUCAAGCUCCAGAUGCUCAACAACAUCCCGGCCGACGAGCCCAUCACGUUGUACAAGUGCGGAAGCUUUGUCGACCUCUGCCGCGGCCCGCACCUUCCGCACACGGGCAUGCUGCAGACGGUCGCGCUCACCCGCUGCGGCGCGUCGCACUGGACGCACGGCUCGGAGCUGCUCCAGCGCGUGUACGGCGUCACGUUUCCGGACAAGGCGCGCAUGAAGGAGUGGAAGCAUCUCCAGGCCGAGGCCAAGAAGCGCGAUCAUCGGAUCAUUGGCAAGGCGCAGAGCCUCUUCCUCUUCCACCCAUGGAGCCCCGGCAGCUCGUUCAUGCUACCGCAUGGCACGCGCAUCUUCAAUCGCCUCGCUGCCUUCAUCCGCCACGAGUACCGCAAGCGUGGGUACGACGAAGUCGUGACGCCGCUCAUCUUUAAGAAGGAACUCUGGGAAACGUCGGGCCACUAUGAGAACUACAAGGAAGACAUGUACAGCGUGCGCCCGGGCAUGGACGACGACAAGCCCAUGUCGUGCGCCGACCACGCCAACCACGCGGCCUUGCAGAGCGACGACGACGGCGACCUCUUUGGUCUCAAGCCCAUGAACUGCCCGGGCCACUGCCUCAUGUUCAAAGAAAACAAGGUCUAUUCGUACCGCGAACUGCCCGUGCGGUUUGCCGACUUUUCGGCCUUGCACCGGAACGAAGCGUCGGGGGCGCUCACGGGGCUCACGCGCGUGCGCCGCUUCCACCAAGACGACGCGCACAUCUUUUGUCGCCCCGAUCAAGUCCAAGACGAGAUCCAGUCGUGCCUCGCCUUUAUCAAGCACGUGUAUGGCGUCUUUGGCUUUGAGUUUCAGCUGCGGCUCUCGACGCGCCCGAGGCGUACAUGGGCGACCUGGCGCUCUGGGACUCGGCCGAGGCGCAGCUCGAGGCAGCUCUCAACGCCUUUGACAUGCCGUGGACGCUCAACGCGGGCGACGGCGCGUUCUACGGCCCCAAGAUUGACAUUGCAGUCCGCGAUGCUCUCAAGCGCGAGCACCAAUGCGGCACGAUCCAGCUCGACUUUCAACUGCCGCUGCGCUUCAACCUCAAGUACGACGGCAGCGACGGCAACGAGCACACGCCCAUCAUCGUCCACCGCGCGGUCCUUGGCUCGAUCGAGCGCAUGAUGGCGAUUCUGAUCGAGCACACGGCGGGCAAGUGGCCGCUCUGGCUGAGCCCGCGCCAAGUGGCCGUCCUGCCGUUGACCGAGCACCAAGAAGCGUACGCGCAGCAGGUGCACGCGGCGCUGCAUGCCCACGACGUGUACGUGGACGUCAUCGGGCACGGCAAAACGCUCAACAAGCGGAUUCGGGACGCGCAGCUCGCGGGCUACAACUACAUUGUGGUCGUCGGCGAGAAGGAAGCGGCGACCAACGAGGUCAACGUCCGGACCCGGGAUGGCAACGCCGUCCUCGGCACGUCGAGCGUCGACUCGUUUGUGGAGAAGAUCCUCUCGGAGGUAGCCGCGUUCCAAUGAGAUUAAUGCAGAGUAGAGGUAUGACUUCGCGUUGGAUC